Haemonchus placei is the source of this 186-nucleotide messenger RNA. Lineage: Eukaryota; Metazoa; Nematoda; Chromadorea; Rhabditida; Trichostrongylidae. The record is from the annotation of a GenBank genome assembly.
AUGCAUGGAGUAAUCGCGAAAAAGGGUCCACCAAACCCGGCCGAAGCCGAGCUGAACAUUCACGAACAUAUGCAAAAUCUGUUUGUCAACUCAUCAGCUCGUCAAAAUAACAUGGCCAAACUGCCCAGUACGAGUUACCGUGCCGAUGGUCAGAUGACUGACGCCUACUGGCUAAACGGUAAGUAA